AUGGCUGCGACUGAGAAGUCCCAGCCAACGCUGCGAACAGCACGCCUCGAGCUGGUGCCUCUCGGGCCGGAGCAUCGGGAGCACACAAUGAAGCUCGACAUGGACCCGACGGUGAUGAAGCACGUUGCAUUCGGCCGGCCCUUUACCGAGGAUGAAGCGAUCCAAGUGCAUACUUGGCUGAUGAGCUGCGCAACAAUGGUACCCGGUUUCGGAACUUGGGCAGGGUUCGCCGAUGGGGAGUUUGUAGGCUGGUGGAUCCUGGGUCCAGUCCCCAAGAAGGACAGCCCUGAGGAGUAUCUGACCGACCGCACCGAGUAUGGAUUCCGGGUAUCGCCAAAGUUCUGGGGACAGGGAUAUGCAAAGGAAGGGGGACGAGAGAUGAUUCGCCAUGCGUUCGCAGACUUGGGGCUAGCCGAGGUGAUUGGUGAAACGAUGACCGUCAAUACCGCAUCACGCGCGGUGAUGGCCAGUUGUGGACUGAAACAUGUUGAGACCUUUUUCAACACUUACCCAACUCCACCGCCGGGCAUUGAAGAAGGCGAAGUGCGUUAUUCGAUUUCAAGGGAGGAGUGGUACGCGACACAAGAAGUUAGUGUAUCGCGGGAUUUGAAGCAGCAAAGUUGGUCGCCUGGCACGGCCUUGUACAAUUUCUACGGCUAUUUGCGGAAGAUGCUGUGGUAG
Messenger RNA from Penicillium subrubescens, 681 nucleotides. Its product is annotated as GNAT family N-acetyltransferase. The record is from RefSeq and is a predicted model, not a curated record. Gene Ontology annotation, molecular function: acyltransferase activity, transferring groups other than amino-acyl groups. The transcript has a single exon. NCBI's taxonomy places the organism in Eukaryota, Fungi, Ascomycota, Eurotiomycetes, Eurotiales, Aspergillaceae. Bases 1 to 681 code for a protein of 226 amino acids.